This is a messenger RNA of Trichoderma aggressivum f. europaeum, 585 nucleotides long. RefSeq lists its product as uncharacterized. Bases 1 to 585 code for a protein of 194 amino acids. The record is from RefSeq and is a predicted model, not a curated record. Lineage: Eukaryota; Fungi; Ascomycota; Sordariomycetes; Hypocreales; Hypocreaceae. The transcript is spliced from 2 exons.
AUGUAUCUGCGACAACUUCAGAUUAGACUCAUAAACAUUGCGGCGGCUCAGCAGUUUGGAAGAAAAAAUACAAAUGACUUGCCUCUGCUUCAGGCAGUGAGAGAUCACGAGUAUAUGGGUCGCUUCUACAGCAGCCCAGACGACCCAUUCAUUGCGUCUAGCGAGCGUGUCCACGACGACAUCUAUCCCAAAUCCGCCGUUACGUUGCAUGGCAAAGAGGCCGCUGACAUAGCCCCCGUGGAAACGACAAUCCCUACAGUGCCAUGGGAAGACAGACGUAAACAGAGUGCAAAGUCCAUCGCAAACACGAGAGGAGAGACUCAGAAGAAGGCAUUCGCAUCGCGGAUUGGAGGGGCUGUGGUUGCCGGCGCUUUUCUUCUUUUCCCGAUGUGGCUGAUGGUGCUCAAACAAGAGAUUUAUCUAAGCCUUGGCGUGGCAACGGGCUGUGUAGCUGCCUUUGGGUUACUCAUGGCGUUAUCCAUGGGAUCACUGGAUGCCGUUUUCGCAGCUACAUUUGCUUACGCAGCGGUUCUCAUGGUUUUUGUUGGUGUCAUGAUGCAGAAUACCAGCUCAAGUACUCCGUAG